Molecule: messenger RNA, 2372 nt
Organism: Cajanus cajan (pigeon pea)
Lineage: Eukaryota; Viridiplantae; Streptophyta; Magnoliopsida; Fabales; Fabaceae
Source: RefSeq, a predicted model, not a curated record
CUUCUAAAAGCGUCGUAGCAUCUCCUUCUUCUUCUUCUUCAUAGUUCAAACAGAGAGGUUGCGCACCAGGUGUUUGAUCAAAUGACACUUUGAACAAAGUCUUUCUGUCUUAUCGGUUUUGGUGUUGGAAUCUUUUGCAGUGUUUCCUCAUAUUUGUUUCCUCAAGCUCUGGACAUGCAGGAUGCCAUUCUAGGAUGUAAGGGAGAGGUUGCGCACCAUAUGUUUGAUCAAAUGUCUUACUAAACAAGGCUUUUCUGUCUUAAUCGGAGUGGUUAUGGUUGCGUGAUUCAGAUUGCAGAACGGGAAAAUGAUCACGAAAAGGUCUCUAAGGGGAAUGGAGGGAGCUCACGAAAAUUUUGGAGGACACUUAAGAAAGAUUCUGAAUAAUUCUACAUCGUUUUUCUUCACCAAUGUGGCAGAUAAUCAAGAGAUCUCGGUGCUGUGGAAAAUUUUCCAAAAAUGGGGAAAGGUAGUAGAUGUGUUUAUUCCCAAAAAACGGGAUAAUCAUGGACGAAGGUUUGGGUUUGUACGAUUCUCUGGUGUCUACGAUGUGAAAGGUUUGGAGAGGAGUCUUAAUUCUAUUGUCAUUGGAGCACGGAGGCUAAAGGUCAACCUCACUCGUCAUUCUCGAAAUGUGAGGAGUAACAGUCAUGUUGGUACGCGGAUGCAAGUUAGUAGACAAUGUGCCUCUGGCAGGGAAAUGCGUAGCCAUAGUGACUCAUAUGCGGACAAAUUAAAAGGACAAACCAGGUUCAACGCUAGGGAUUCAAAGGGAAAUACGGUGGUAUCCGCUAAGAGGGGUACUGAAUGGGUGAGGAAAAAGGAGCCUUGGGCUCAUCUUCAUUUCUCGGUGGAUGAUAAGGUAAUAGAGGAUUGUCAGCGAUCUUUGGUGGGUCGGCGCCAUCGUCAUAUCCAGUUAGAUACGAUACGUCAAGAGCUAUUACAAGAGGGUCUCCUGGAUAUUAAGGUGACAACGAUGGGUGAUGAUAUGGUUUUAGUAGAAUCGGAUGCUUGUGUUAAUCUUAAGGAUACAGUGUCACUAUAUAAACAACUUUGGGAGAGGUGGUUUUAUGAGAUAAUUGAAUGGCAUCCGAGGAUGGUCUGUGUACGACGUCAAACAUGGGUACGUUGUUAUGGCAUUCCCCUUCAUGCAUGGUCAGAGAAAUUUUUCAUUAAAAUGGUAUCUUCAAUGGGGGAUUUCAUCCAAGUAGACGAUGAUACACGACAGAGAAGGCGUCUUGAUUAUGCCCGAAUUCAAAUGAGUACGACGUAUAAGGCAUUGAUCAAUGAGGAAACACGGGUAUUGGUGAAUGAUUUAGGUUUCUCAGUGCGCUUGGUGGAGGAACAUGGAGGACAAUUUCUGACAACAGAAUGGUCCAGUGAUGAUAGCAACUCUGAGGAUGCUUCCGUCGAUCAGUCACUUAAUUUGGAGGAUGUGGAAAAUUAUUCCUCUGAGGAUGAUAGAGGAAUAGAGGAACAACCACCAGAGAUGAUGGACAAAGCAAGUAGCAGCGGUGAGGUCUCAUUGGGAAUUGCCAAUGAUGAUUAUGGUCAGAAUGGCAUUGAGGGGGUUACGAAAAGGGUGGAACACAUAGUGGAAGGGGUCAACGAAACUGCUAUGGAAGAUGGUAAAAGUACUGAGUCGGCCAUGGAAGGUAAUAACGUAAUUGUAGGGGUUAGUAACAAAGGCACUAAGAAUAAUCAUUGUGGGGCAGUGGGGAAUAAGAAGAAUCAUAUGGUGAGCCCGAUGAGGGAGGUAUGCGUUGACCAACAUGUCGCAGUAGUUGAUAAUGGUUUGAUUACCAAUAUGAGCAGGGUGAUUCGUGAAAAAGAAGAUGUGUCUAGUAGAGGGGGUGUUGUGGAGUGUCAUGAGCCAACUAUAAGAAAUAAUGUGAGAAACGCACUAAACAGAGCCAGAAAGAAAAUGCAGAUCCAAGGAGCACCUCAAGAUUCAUCAUCAUUGCCAAAAAGUUCUUUGGCUCCAGAGACUAGUGUAGGUGGGGGAAACUCUAAGGUGGUCCAUUCAAAUGAUAUUAAUGGGGCCAAUUCAGCUGCUAAUGCAGAACGAUGUUGUGAUGAAGCCAUGGCAAAUCGUAUUCUAUCUAUUUGCAAGAGUAUUGGAAUGGAGGUGCGUGGAAAUGAAGAUGAAGUGCGACAGAAGAUUAUAUCCAUGGAGCAGAGGGAUCGUAUGGCAUCGGUUGAUAUAAGGGGAGCCUCAUAUAUGCAAUGAAAGUUGGUACAUUCAAUUGUCGGGGAUUAGGGGGUAAAGUGAAAAGUCAUCGCAUAUCAGAGCUUAUUCGAUCUGAGGAGCUAGAUUUUAUUGCUAUACAGGAGACUAAAUUGGAGAUGUGUGAUACUGCUCGUUGUGCUCA